AUGCCAAAAAAUAAGAAUGGAGAUGAAGUGCCGAUACCACCAAAAGAUGAGGAGGAAUUAAUGUUGGAGAAAUUAGUAUUUGGGGAUAUAGCGGGAUUAGAAAAUAAUUUGAGAAAAGUUGGAAGUCUAUUUGAUUUUGAUGAAGAAGAUGAGGAAGAAGUAGUAGAUAAUGACGAAAGUGGAGAAGAAAGUGAAGACAUAGAUGAUGUACAGGAUGAAGAUUUGUUUUACAUUGAUGACGGGAUUAAUAAAGAAGAAGAUAGUGACGAUAUGGAGGUAGAUGAUGAAGAAGAACAAGAAUCAUCAGAAGAUGGAUUAGACGAUGAAGAAGAUGCAUGGGUUGAUAGUGAUGAUGAAAAAGUCAAUAUAUCAUUAGCAACAUCAGACCGAUUGAAAAAAUUAAGAAAAACUCCAGAAGACAACUACAUAUCAGGAAAAUCAUACAUAAUAAGGCUACGUUCACAAUUUGAAAAGAUAUAUCCAAGACCACAAUGGGCAGAUCAAUUUGGAGAAGAUAAAGAUGUAAAUAGUUCAGACGAUGAUAUACUUAUAGAUGAUGAAGAAGAAGAAGCAUCAACAAAUUCACAAGCAAACACUGCAAAACUAAACAAAUUAUUGUCAACAACUCAUCAAUUCCUAACUACAAAACAAUUAAAAUUAAUUUCUCCACAAAAUAUAUCCAUAACAAGGUUGAAAGAUGCAAAUCAUCAGAAACUUUCUAAGGCAGCAAUUCAAGCAAUAUCAUUUCACCCUACUCAUUCAAUAUUAUUAACAGCCGGAUUCGACAAAACAAUACGACUUUAUCAAAUCGAUGGUAAAACAAAUAAUUUUAUAACAUCAUACUAUCUCAAAAAUUGUCCAAUAAUGCAAUGUCAAUUUUUCCCCAAUCCAAAUGAAGAAAUAAUAUAUGCAGCAGGUAGAAGAAAAUACAUGAAUAAAAUAAAUUUAAAAACGGGAGAAAUUGAAAAAAUAAGUAGAAUGUACGGACAUGAAGAAAAUCAAAAAUCUUUUGAAAAUUUUAAAAUUAGUUCUAAGGGAAGUUAUAUUGGAAUGAUUGGUAAUUCAGGUUGGUUUAAUUUAAUAAAUGGUAAAACUGGUCAAUGGAUAAAAGGUUUCAAAAUUGAAGGUGUUGUUGUUGAUUUUGAUUUUGAUAAUGAUGAAAAAUUUGUGGUUAUUGUUAAUUCAGCAGGUGAUGUCUGGGAAUUUUCAUUAAGUGGGAAAUUAUCUUCAAAAUCUGAAAAUAAAAUUUUAAGGAAAUGGUCAGAUGAUGGUGGUGUUGGGAUAACCAAAAUAAAAUUAGGUGGAAAGAAUUCAAGAUGGGUUGCAAUUGGUUCAAAUAAUGGUUAUAUCAAUUUAUAUGAUAGAAAUAUUUUCACAGAUACUGCCAAUCCAAAACCUUACAAGACUAUAGAAAAUUUAGUAACUUCAAUAUCUUCUUUGGUGUUUAAUCCAGAUGGUCAAUUAUUAUGUAUUGCUUCAAGAGCUAAAAGAGAUGCAUUGAAAUUAGUACAUGUACAAACUGGAUCUGUUUUUAGUAAUUGGCCAACCAGUGGUACACCUUUGGGAAGAGUUACUAGUGUAGUUUUUUCACCAAAUAAUGAAAUUUUGGCAAUUGGAAAUGAAGCUGGUAAAGUAACUUUAUGGAGAUUAAACCAUUAUUAG
Messenger RNA from Lodderomyces jiufengensis, 1662 nucleotides. It is a transcript of the gene UTP18, whose product is annotated as Utp18p. Gene Ontology annotation, biological process: rRNA processing. NCBI's taxonomy places the organism in Eukaryota, Fungi, Ascomycota, Pichiomycetes, Serinales, Debaryomycetaceae. Bases 1 to 1662 code for a protein of 553 amino acids. Gene Ontology annotation, cellular component: small-subunit processome; Pwp2p-containing subcomplex of 90S preribosome. The record is from RefSeq and is a predicted model, not a curated record. Gene Ontology annotation, molecular function: protein binding. The transcript has a single exon.